Molecule: messenger RNA, 924 nt
Organism: Saccharomyces eubayanus
Lineage: Eukaryota; Fungi; Ascomycota; Saccharomycetes; Saccharomycetales; Saccharomycetaceae
Gene: SRB5
Product: Srb5p
Exons: 1
Coding region: 1-924 (307 amino acids)
Biological process (GO): termination of RNA polymerase II transcription; regulation of transcription by RNA polymerase II
Cellular component (GO): mediator complex; core mediator complex
Molecular function (GO): transcription coregulator activity
Source: RefSeq, a predicted model, not a curated record
AUGGUCCAGCAACUGAGUCUAUUUGGAUCUAUUAAUGAUGAUGGCUAUGAUUUAUUAAUAUCAACGCUAACAACAAUAUCAGGUAAUCCACCACUUUUAUAUAACAGUUUAUGCACUAUUUGGAAACCAAAUCCGUCUUACGACGUCGAAAAUGUAAAUUCCAGGAAUCAGUUGGUUGAACCGAACAGAAUAAAGCUUUCUAAAGAAUUGCCCUUUGCUUACUUGAUUGAUGAAACAAUGGCUGAUAAGCCAUUGAAUUUUAAAAUUUUAAAGUCCUUUACUAAUGAUGAAAUUUCGCUGGACUAUUCUAUGACAAAGAACAUUCUACACGACGAAGUUCCACAGACCAACAAUAACAACAGUACUACCGUGGGCAAAAAGGACGGUGAAAAUGUAAAAAGCGAUGUAAAAGAAGGCGAAAACAAGGAUGAUGAAGCAGAUGUAGACAUGGACGCAACUUCCACCGUUUCCAACAAGUCAUGUUCUUCUUGGUCAUUACAGAUUUCAGAUAUUCCAGCUGCAGGUAAUAACAGAAGUGUAUCGAUGCAGACAAUAGCUGAAACGAUUAUACUAUCUUCGGCUGGUGAAAACUCAUCAAUAACUUCACUCAUGAACGAAUUAGGGUAUGUAUUUGAGUUCCAGUAUCUCACAAUUGGUGUAAAAUUCUUUAUGAAGCAUGGUUUAAUAUUAGAAUUACAAAAGAUUUGGCAAAUAGAAGAAAAUGGGAAUUCACAGAUAACUAACGGAGGAUUCUUAAUAAAGGCUUAUAUUAACGUUAGUAGAGGUACUGAUAUUGACCGUAUAAACUAUACAGAGACUGUACUAAUGAGUCUAAAAAAAGAACUACAAGGAUACAUCGACUUAAGUGUACCAGAUAGACAAUCGAUGGACUCCAGGGUAGCACAUGGAAAUAAUGUAAUAUGA